UGUUUUAGUUUUUGAUGCCUCUGCUUAUAAUCUGUGGUCAGGCUUGUGGCGGUAAAAGCGGACUAGCUAAUAGGCUGGUGACUCACUUCACGAAAGAGAACACGCCAGAAGACAGUGUUCAUCUAAUUUCGGAUGAGUCAUUUUACUCUUGUAGUGGAAAAGACAGGAACACAGUGUAUGGGUCGCCUGGUCUCGAGAAACAAAUGAGAGGACAGCUCAAAGACGAAGUCACACGUGUACUGUCGGCUAACAAGAUGGUCAUACUGGAUGCACAAAAUUAUAUUAAAGGUUUCAGGUACGAGCUCUACUGCGUUGUUAAGGCUGCCAAGACAACCCAAUGUGUCCUGUUUCUUAACUGUCCGUUAGAUCAAUCACUGACUCAUAAUGAAACGUCAAAACUGUAUUCAGAAGAGACCAUCAAAGCACUUCAUCUGAGAUUCGAAGCACCUCAAAGUACAGCUAGAUGGGACUCCCCUCUGUUCGAAACUAGUCCCGAGAAUGUUCACGAGUUGGAUUUGCAAAUGGUUGAACAAAGUUUAACCAGUGGACGUGCUCUGCCUCCGAAUUUAUCCACUCAAAAUCCACCACGACUUGCUGCUGAUACACUGUAUGAUUUGGACAAGAUGACACAAAAGCUGACCAGCCAGAUAAUGGGACAGAUGCUGAAUGCCGAGAUUGGCGAUGUGUUAUUGGUGUCAUCAAAACUGAGCGACGACUUGAUAAUUAGUGAAAAACUGAAAGUAAAUAAGAAACUGAGCAUGCCUGAACUGCAGCGAAUCAGAAGACACUUUCUAGACUUUUACAAAUCUCACACUUUCAAAGACCACUCACAAGUGCCUAAUGUUUUCUUCCAAUUUGUAUCCAAUGCCAUGCUUUAAGUUUAGAUAGAUUUUGAUUUUAAUUCAAUAUUUUUCUUUUGAA
Molecule: messenger RNA, 921 nt
Organism: Symsagittifera roscoffensis
Lineage: Eukaryota; Metazoa; Xenacoelomorpha; Acoela; Convolutidae
Product: protein KTI12 homolog
Exons: 4
Coding region: 15-878 (287 amino acids)
Biological process (GO): tRNA wobble uridine modification
Source: RefSeq, a predicted model, not a curated record